Messenger RNA from Phacochoerus africanus (Common warthog), 2420 nucleotides. RefSeq names its product histamine receptor H3 (gene HRH3). The record is from RefSeq and is a predicted model, not a curated record. The coding region runs from base 4 to 1368 and encodes 454 amino acids. Gene Ontology annotation, biological process: adenylate cyclase-activating adrenergic receptor signaling pathway. Gene Ontology annotation, molecular function: histamine receptor activity. The transcript has 3 exons. NCBI's taxonomy places the organism in Eukaryota, Metazoa, Chordata, Mammalia, Artiodactyla, Suidae. Gene Ontology annotation, cellular component: membrane.
GCCAUGGAGCGCUCGCCGCCCGACGGGCCGCUGAACGCGUCGGGGGCGCUGGCGGGCGAGGCGGCGGCGGCGGCGGCGGCGGCCGCGGCGGCGGGCGGGGCGCGCGGCUUCUCCGCCGCCUGGACCGCGGUGCUGGCGGCGCUCAUGGCGCUGCUCAUCGUGGCCACGGUGCUGGGCAACGCGCUGGUCAUGCUCGCUUUCGUGGCCGACUCGAGCCUCCGCACGCAGAACAACUUCUUUCUGCUCAACCUCGCCAUCUCUGACUUCCUCGUGGGAGCGUUCUGCAUCCCGCUGUACGUGCCCUAUGUGCUGACUGGCCGCUGGCCCUUCGGGCGGGGCCUCUGCAAACUGUGGCUGGUGGUGGACUACCUUCUCUGCACCUCGUCCGUCUUCAACAUCGUGCUCAUCAGCUACGACCGCUUCCUGUCGGUCACCCGAGCCGUCUCGUACCGGGCCCAGCAGGGUGACACGCGGCGGGCAGUGAGGAAGAUGCUGCUGGUGUGGGUGCUGGCCUUCCUGCUGUACGGCCCGGCCAUCCUCAGCUGGGAGUACCUGUCAGGCGGCAGCUCCAUCCCCGAGGGCCACUGCUACGCCGAGUUCUUCUACAACUGGUACUUCCUCAUCACGGCCUCCACCCUCGAGUUCUUCACGCCCUUCCUCAGCGUCACCUUCUUCAACCUCAGCAUCUACCUGAACAUCCAGAGGCGCACCCGCGUCCGGCUGGACGGGGCGCGCGAGGCGGCCGCCCCGGAGCUCCCGCCCGAGGCCCAGCCGUCCCCGCCCGCGGCCGUGCCCAGCUGCUGGGGCUGCUGGCAGAAGGGGUGCGGGGAGGCUGUGCCGCUGCACAGGUGUGGGGUCGGGGUCGGCGAGGGGGCCCCGGGCACCGAGGCCAGGGAGGCGGCCCUCGGCGGCGGCGGAGGGGGCGCCGCGGCCUCGCCCACCUCCAGCUCCGGCAGCUCCUCGAGGGGCACGGAGCGGCCGCGCUCGCUGAAGAGGGGCUCCAAGCCGUCCGCGUCCUCGGCGUCCCUGGAGAAGCGUAUGAAGAUGGUGUCCCAGAGCGCCACCCAGCGCUUCCGGCUCUCGCGGGACAAGAAGGUGGCCAAGUCGCUGGCCGUCAUCGUGAGCAUCUUCGGCCUCUGCUGGGCCCCCUACACGCUCCUGAUGAUCAUCCGGGCGGCCUGCCACGGCCGCUGCGUCCCCGACUACUGGUACGAGACGUCCUUCUGGCUGCUGUGGGCCAACUCGGCCGUCAACCCCGUCCUCUACCCGCUGUGCCACUACAGCUUCCGCCGAGCCUUCGCCAAGCUGCUCUGCCCCCAGAAGCUCAAGCUCCAGCCCCACAGCUCCCUGGAGCACUGCUGGAAGUGAGCCGGCCUCCCUGGGCACCUGGGCUGUGGGGGGGGACAGGCCCUCCCUUGCCGCCCCCCCUCCAGGUCCUGGCUUCCCAAGCAGCCGGGCCUCGCCCCUCUCCCCCUGGCCGCCCCCAGGGCUGAGCCAUGCCUUGUCUCCGGCCCACCCUCAAGGCCAUGGCAGCCUCUCUCAUCCCUCCCUCUGGCAGUUGAGGCAGCCUGGUGGGCCGGCUGGAAGGGCCCUCGCUGCCCGAACCAGGAUGUGGCCGCCCCCAUCCUGCUCUGCCCCAGAGGGGCCAACCCAGGGGUCCCAGGCACUCUGUCCACCCCCCACGGACAGUGCGAUGGCCAGUGGGGUCCACCCUUCGCAGUCACUGCUUGGUGAUCUUCCCAGAGCAAGCGUUUGGUGUGUGCCCCAAGCCUCCAGAGCUGGUGCCCUGGCCCCGCACGUGCACACCCCCGCACACCCGCCUCGUCCCAGACGAGCCCCGGACGCUAGCUUCGCUGCUGUCUCCUGCUUAAGUCCGGGGCCAGGCCCCUUCAUCCCUCUUUCUGCCAACUUUCUGUGACCCAAAGUGCCAGAUGCCCACCAAGGAGCCUCUGGCACGUCUCUGCUUCUCCAUCCUGGGAGUUUCAGGGAAGACGGAGAAGAAGAAAACGCGUCCGUGAACUUGAUGUUCCUUGGAUGUUUAAUCAAGAGAGAGAAAAUUGCUGAGGAGCUCAGGGCUGGACUGGCAGGUGUGGGCUCCCACGCCCUCCUUCCUCGUGCUGCUGCUUCCGGCCGAGCAGUGCCAGCUGUCUCUGCCCACCCCGCCCCCAGCUCCGGGUGCGGGGCCGGACUGGAGGCUCUGAGAGCGGCUGGAGCCCGGCCGCCUGGUCGUCGGGAAGGCUGCCCCUCCCGCCCCAUCUGCUGUCAGAGUCCCCUGGGGCUGUCAGGGGAGGGGACAGGGGCCGGGGUCCAGCAGAGGGGUUGCUUCACCAUAUCCCACACAUCCAGUGGGCACCCUGCAUGCCCAGCUCCCAUACCUGCUGUGCUGCCCUGCAGACCCCAGAGUCCACAGUAAAGUGUAU